UCCGGGAAGGAGGGGAGGCGGGGUUGCUUCCUGCUCGGGUCUGGGUCCCGCUCCCGCCUCUUCCCUCCUCAGUCCUCCCCGGCUCUCCCGAAGGGGGGAGGGGAAAAGAUGAUGGGGGGGAGGGGGAACGAACGGGAGGAAGAGGGGGAGGAGUGAGAGCGCGGGAGCGCGCUUGGGCCGUGGGGCCGCGCGGGGCCGGAGCGCGCGAGGCUGGGGCGCGCGGGCAGCCCGUGGCUGCCUCUGGGGCUCUGUGCACUGGCGCCGCCGCCGCCUUCGCCGCUCCGGCCCGGGGUCCGGCUCCCGCCCUGCGCCCCCGCCUCCCGCCGGCCCGCCUGCCCGCGUCCUCGGAAGUUUGCGCAGGUGCCUCGUGACAUCCUGGAACUUAGAAAAAGGAAGAGAUCUGCUUUUAGGAGACAAUGCUAAGGGACGCUAUGAAGUCUUGGAGCGAUAGCCAGUCAGACCUCUAUAGCAGUGACCAAGAAGAGGAAGAAGAGAUGAUUUUUGGUGAAAAUGAGGAUGAUUUGGAAGAGAUGAUGGAUUUAAGUGAUCUGCCUACCUCACUUUUUGCAUGCAGUGUCCAUGAAACUGUGUUUGAGGUGCAAGAGCAGAAGGAGCGAUUUGAAGCACUUUUUACACUCUAUGAUGACCAAGUUACGUUUCAGUUAUUUAAAAGCUUUAGAAGAGUCAGAAUAAACUUCAGCAAACCUGAAGCUGCAGCAAGAGCCCGGAUAGAGCUACAUGAAACAGACUUUGAUGGCAAGAAGCUGAAGCUCUAUUUUGCACAGGUGCAGAUGUCCAACGAACCAGGAGACAAAGCCUACCUGCUCCCCCCGCAGCCUGUCAAACAGUUCCUGAUCUCCCCACCAGCCUCUCCUCCUGUGGGCUGGAAGCAGGGUGAAGAUGCGAUGCCCGUCAUAAACUAUGACUUACUCUGUGCCGUGUCCAAGCUGGGUCCUGGAGAGAAAUACGAACUUCAUGCAGGGACUGAGUCUACCCCAAGUGUGGUUGUGCAUGUCUGUGAAAGUGAAACUGAAGAGGAAGAAGAAGUGAAAAAUCCCAAACAGAAAAUCGCUCCAACUAGGCGUCCUGAAGCACCUUCAAUGAUACGAAAUGAACCCCACACUUUGGGUUGUACGCUGUGAGGCCAACAGCACCAGGAGAGGCCUCACAUGGUUUUGGGGACGGAGAGUAAAUGUCUGCACCUGCUGCUGAUGGUAUAGGUCAGUAAGAGUGGAAGGGUGACAGAUGCUGUGUUUUCAGCAAUCCUGUGCUGUUCCUUCUGAAAGUCAUGCUUAUUAAAUAUAGUACAGGGUAACAGCAGAUUUUACUAAUGAUUGUCUUUCAUGUUAAAAAUUUUAGAUGAUAUUCUAAACAGCACUUUAAUUUAACAAAUAGUACCACCCCCAACGUAGCAUCUCUGACAUUUUAAUAGUGGAACAUUAGAAAGUUGGUUUUAUUUUUUCCAGCAAUUUUAACUUCCCUAAUAUCAUGUAGCAUGGGGUACCAAAAACUGGAUCUAUAUUCACCCAGUACAGUACCAUUUUAUGGAUUUAAAAAUAUAGUCUCUAGUUUAACAGGUCAGCGUGGGUAUUUUUGUACUGGUAUACUAGCGUCUAACUAAUAUAUUGAUCAAAUGUUAAUGCUAUUCAGUAUAUACUAACAUUUUUGCACGGCUAGAAAUCUGAUGUCUAGGAGAAUUAAUAGACAAUGAAUCGGCCCAUGUCAAAGUAUUUUUUCUUCAAGUUUUUGGAAAGAAAUGCCAAAUUCACCUUGACUGAUGAAAACUUUGGCGUCUCUCCAUGUGCAUGUUGUAGUCCUCUACCCUUAACAGAAAGUCUGAAGGGAAGAGAUCCACAGAACCCCUUCCUGAUGUAUAUGCGCUCUUAAAGGCCAGCUUCCUGGUGGCCCCUUUCAAAGCGGGACACCUUGCCAGUAGGCAUGAUUGACCAUGGUGUCAAAUGGCUAAUCAUAAAUUGCCAUUUGCUACUGUGUUCCUGUCUAGAGUAAAAACAUGUUUUCAGCCACUCGAUGUUAGUCUAUUAGCCUCUUUGUAUUAACCACUGGUCCUUGAGAUUGUUGGUUUUGUUAAUGUGUGUUGGUUGUGUCUGCCCCAUCGUCCAGAUAAAAAAAGGUGAGCGAUUUUCUGAAGGUGGUUUGGCAUUUGAAAAUGAGUCUGUAUGUUCUCUUGGAAAUUAAGUCCUCGUGCUCUCGGUUUUCUGUUUCUAAGAGUUAUGAGGAGAAAAGAAAUCAACUGACUCAUCAUAUUUGCUUCAGGGAUGAAGUUAUGGCCCUGAUUUUUAGCUGCUUGUUUUCACUUAAGUGUGGUAUUGCUUCUCAGUUGUGCACAUGAUCCUUCUCAGAGGGAAAGCACCUUGGAAAGUACACAUCAGUGAUUUCCAGAUAUUUCUCAUACCUUUUGCUGAGCAUUACCUAUUCUAAUGACAGUAGGCUUUUUCUGUGGGCUUUUGUUUUAUUGCAAUAUUUUGUUUUUUCAUCUUCCAUAUGUCCCUGGUCCUUCCACGUUCUGAAAUCUGUGUUAGACUUAUCCCUAGAUGCAUGCAUGCACACACAUGUACAUAUUCUGGAAUCUGUCACUGCUAGACUUUGAUAUAAAUUGGGUAGACAUUUUUAAUUAAUCAGCAACUUUUUGAAUUUGGAUCAGCAUUUGGCAAUUUAUUUGACAACCACUGAAUGAAUUCACUUCAUAGAUCUGAAUUCAGGACUGUGCUGGUACCAUAUCAUUCUUACCCCUCAAGCACCAGUUUAGAGUUAGAGAAUGAGGCCACUAAGAAAUAACAUGCAUUUUGAAAAUGCUUGAGAUCAUAUCCAGAUUCCCCAUAAGUAGCUACGGGUUAUCAUCACUUUCCCAGUGACCACAGUCUAUCCUAUUUGUUGCUUUUGUUUUCUUCCAGCUUUGCCCUCACCUGCCAGUCUAAUGGGCCCUAUCAGUGAGAUAUAAAGCACUUUGAAGUAGCCAUGCAAUACCAGCUGACUGCUUUCCCCCCUUGUUUGAGAAUAGUGGAUGAGUUAAAAAAAUCUUUUUAACAAGUGAAUGCUUUUUAAACAGACUACCAGGACAGCUCUAGAGCAUCAGCUUGGUCUAGAAUUAGAAAGAGCAAUGAGCCAAGAAUCAGAAGUUCUGAUCCUGACCCUGCCACAAAGAUCCCUUGUGUCACUGAAACACAUCCUUUCCCUUCUUGAGGCCUCUGUUUCAGUUACAGAGUGUCCUCCUCUGUAAAAUGAGGGUGCCAGACCAGAGCUCUCGAAGGUCCCUCCCAGUGCCAGCAUUCUCUGUUUCCUGUGAGGGUGGCACAUGGAGAAUUCUAGUGCAGUUUCACCAGGUGAGUGUCUAAGUAACAAUUAGCCACACCUUUCAGUUUUUCCGUAUCAGAAUGAAUCACUUUGGAACCUAAUGAGUUGUGUAGCUUCUGCCUUGAGGACAACUAUGCAUCCUGGUCACUUAACUGUCUUGUAAAAUGAAGAACUCUCCUAUGUACCACUUUGUUCUUUUACCAAGUACAAUGCUUUUGCUGUUGAAAUUGUUUUAUUAUAAACCAAGUUGACCUUUGUACUCGUCUGAAUAACUAAUGGCCAUGUUUUCUUUGUAGUUCAUUAUUGCUACUUGAACAAACAACUCAUUUAGAAACUUCUGGGAAAGGGACAGGUGCCUUGUGUUAUGGGGGAGGAAAGGAGGAGUGAGGGAAGGUGAUUGAUGUGAAUAUAAACACUAGAGUGCUCCAGAAGGAAGCUGCCCUUUCUGCCCCUUUUUUUCAUUCCAUGGUGCACCAAAGACUAUCUUGUGGCACAGAUGGUCUAGGAAGGCAGGAGCCACUGGGAACUUCUGAGAGAAGAGUAAUGUUAGGAUAGAUUUUUUACCAUCUUUUGGGGUAUGUCUCCCCUCUUUCAGUAAAUGACCUUGGCAGUCUGAACUGUGGUUGUUGAAAGAGUGUUUUCAUUGAAACAAUAUCAGGGUGUUACAGGACACAAAGGCUGUGUGUCUCUCUGUCCUCCAGGGACUUGCCUUUACUACCCUGAAGGCUGAGUCAUGCUAGUUAUGCCCUGGAAGCAGAAUGCCCAGAGCCUCCAAACAGCUACUUAGCACCACGUAUGGAUUUUCAGAGAGCAAGGCAUGAAGUUACCUAAUUUUCUUCCAAAGAGUACUUGAAUUCCCUCCUGCAUAAAACUCCCCAAGGAAAAAAAUAAAACCUGAUGCUCUUGAGACCAUUUAAUGAUGAUCAAAGCAAUGGGUACACUCACUUGUCCCGGAAUUCAAGAGCUCCUUCUGCAACCUCAGAGAAAAGACUGUCUGUAGGUGCAGUCUCACUUAUCCAUUGGCUAUUGUAUUUUUAACUCAUAAAACUAGGUUUGAUGCUUUGUAGGUUUUAUAAUGUUUUAAUUCAACCCAGUGGAGCUUAACUGGAAUCUGCUUAAAUAUCAUCAUCUCAGUAAUCCGCCACACCAGCCAUAUGUAUUGGUCUUUCCAGAAUAUAAUUGUAGUGAGAUUUUUAAGGUAAAUAUUAUGCUUAAAAUCUAGGUCUAGUGUUACAGAAUGAAACCAUCUGGAAGUCUCUCCAGGGUACAUCUUGCAAUAGACUGGGAUUUUCACAUAAUGCUUCAGAGGGAAAGGAGGAUGCUGUGGGGAGGCAAGCCUCAUGUUAAAGGGGAACCAUGAGGUAUAAUCAUGCAAGAGCCACUUUGGGAUUGAAUAUGUCUUUGAACUCUGCUUGUAUAAAACAGUCUGCCCAGUGUCCCCUUGGCCUCUUAUAUGCCUUUUAUAGAUCAUGACUUCAGUCAAAAAGUGAGUCACCAGCAUACAAAAGUGGUGGGAAAUCUAACAUCCCCUGUGAUCGAUCUCCUGGUGCUCUUUUCACUUUAGCUUUUCUCUUUUCUCUAUAGCAGUGCACCUUAUGUUGUAUGACAUGAAUUAAACUUCAAUGAACUGGGGUUUUUUUCCUGCUUUGUGUAUCCCCACCCUCUGGGAAUACAUUUUGCACUUAAUUUAUAUUGGCCAGGUCAAGGAAAGAGAGUGGGGACUUGGGCAGCUGUUUGCUUCUUGUCUAGAGAAAUCUGACUGCUUAAUAAUAAACAUUCAUCAAAUAUUCACUGAAUGAAUGAAAAUAAGACUUUCAGCCUUUGGCCCAUUGUUUGGAUAUAGUGACUCAAUAGCCUAAUUUCCUUUGUGCCAUAAUGUUGGCCAUGUGAGUCAGGCACUUUCUGUCAGGAGAACCAUUGUUUUGCUUAUUAAAAACACGUUUUAGAUGCUCAGGAGACCUUUGUUAUGUCUGGUAAAUGUUAAAACCACCUGACAGACAGUAAUCACUAGACUCAUUGGCCAAAAAGGUAAUAGCACCAACGAUGUUUGGAGAAGAAACUGUCCCCCAAGCUUGUGAAAUCCUCUUGUGCCCAGUGAAAACCGUCGUUCCCGACUCCCUGCUCCCUGGGCCUGCUUCUUUCUUUCUUGAAUCAAAUGAGAUAAUAUCUGUAAAGAGCUAGUACACAGUAGGAGCUAUGUAAAUGCUUAAUCCCCCCGCCUCUUCAACCCAGAAUCCUGUGACUGGAGUUUUGGUACUCCUCAGGGAAUCUCCUGAAUGUACAUCCUCGUGACGAUGACCGGCCUGCCUGUUUGCAUGGUGCGGGGUCUUCCCUCUUGUUUUACCCACUGUAAGUCUCUGAUGUCAUGCUUUGGGAAGUAGAUGGGGUAGAUAAAGGCAGUCACCUUCUCAUUAACGUGCCAUACAAUUUCUCUAUCGCUCUUCCUGCAGUUUUUCCAAACGAGAAAGAGUGUUUACAGGAUGUACCCAUGUCCAUUUCCACUGCUCGUCCUGCCCUAAGAGGGUUCCCCUUAAGACGAGAGGGCUCUGUAGCCAGGGCCCCACUUCCCAUUUAUGCCCUGCCACAGGCUCUAGGUUGGGGGGCCUCCCUCUGGGAUCCUGGGAGGUAUGUUGUGUAUCAUCGAGCUUCAAAACACAGCGAGUGCAGUAACGUCUGCCUGUGUCAUCCUCAUUUUGGUGUACUCAAGAAGAUGGUCUUCAUUGUGGUCUUGUGUAUGAUCAGCCGACAUAGAGCAUAUUGUGCUGUAAGGACUAAUGUUCAUGUACUUUGUGCUGUCAUGUAGCAAAAGCAGAAUGUCCUUAUUUAGGAAGCUUACUGAUUCCUGCUAAGAAAUUUUUUGUUUUUCAAAACUGUAAGAAAUAAAGUUAAUUUUUUAAAAUAACAA
This is a messenger RNA of Monodelphis domestica (gray short-tailed opossum), 6217 nucleotides long. RefSeq names its product regulator of calcineurin 3 (gene RCAN3). Gene Ontology annotation, cellular component: nucleus; cytoplasm. Gene Ontology annotation, biological process: calcium-mediated signaling. NCBI's taxonomy places the organism in Eukaryota, Metazoa, Chordata, Mammalia, Didelphimorphia, Didelphidae. The record is from RefSeq and is a predicted model, not a curated record. Gene Ontology annotation, molecular function: nucleic acid binding; calcium-dependent protein serine/threonine phosphatase regulator activity.